Messenger RNA from Etheostoma cragini (Arkansas darter), 3559 nucleotides. RefSeq names its product tyrosine-protein kinase receptor UFO. Gene Ontology annotation, cellular component: signaling receptor complex. Lineage: Eukaryota; Metazoa; Chordata; Actinopteri; Perciformes; Percidae. Gene Ontology annotation, biological process: positive regulation of phosphatidylinositol 3-kinase/protein kinase B signal transduction; positive regulation of kinase activity; negative regulation of apoptotic process. Gene Ontology annotation, molecular function: protein binding; ATP binding; transmembrane receptor protein tyrosine kinase activity. The transcript has 19 exons. The record is from RefSeq and is a predicted model, not a curated record. The coding region runs from base 465 to 3278 and encodes 937 amino acids.
AAUUUGAAUCCUGUAUGAAGGGGGAGAGGGAAAAGAAAAAGCCAGGGGAAUGUCUGAGGGAGUCUGAGGGAACCGGUGGGCAGGAGGGAGACUGUUGACGAAAGACUACAGGAAACACUGGUUCAAAAAUAUUUCCCUCAGUUGCUUGAAAUAGACUUGGACAAGUUAAUCAGCGGCCGUAAAGUUUGGUGCGCCUUUCCUGCGCGUUUUUGGGGACAUUGGGAAAGUUUGGUGGUAUUGGGAUCAACCAAAACAACAGCGUAAAAGGAGCAAAGCAACAAAACUUUUACGCGGCGCGGAGAUUAUUUAUCUUUUACACUCUGUCUAGUCUAAAAAGGGAAGAGAAACUAAGGGUUCCGGUUUACUUAAGUCUCAUCUGUGGAUAAUCAAGCUUUCAUCUGCCGGAAUCAGAAAUACUUUUUCACUGCACAACUUUGGAUCUUUGGAGCUGUUGCGAUGCGGUGAUGGAGUCCGCUGGUGUUCCCAAGAUGACUGCUCUUCUUAUGAAGCACAUUUUCAGAGGUGAUCUGCUGUCAAGAAAAACAAUGAUCGGGUCUAAAUGGUCGGUUUUUAUCGUCACCGUCUUUUUUUCUGCUUGGAGGCCAGUAACCGCCGGCAUACUGACAGAUUUGGAGUUUGAGCGGAGUCCCAGUACUGUCAUCUCUUCUCUGGGCAAACCUGUUAAGAUGCAUUGCACCCUGAAGGGUACGGGGGGCGAGGAAGAAGACCCCCCUGAUGUGCUCUGGCUCAGAGACAGUGUGCCACUUCAGUACGCAGACACCAACCAGUUCCAAGUCCACACGGGCAGCAACAGUUGGACGAUCAUGAGCACGCUCAGUAUUGAAAAGGUCCAGCUUCCCGACAUGGGCUCCUAUCAAUGUGCUGUUCUGUCAGAAAGCCACCAGACUAUGUCUGAGGAGGGGAGCAUUCAGCUGGAGGGCCUUCCUCAUUUCUCUGUGGAGCCCCAGCACAUGUCUGUAGUAGCCAACGUAUCCCUGAGCCUGAGCUGUGCGGCCCACGGACCUCCAGAGCCUGUCAGGGUCAUCUGGCUGCAGGACGGUGCUCAGCUCAACUCCCUCACAGACCCGGUGGCUCUGUCACCCUCCACACUCAACCUCACAGGUUUGAACAGGACCAGCACUUUUUCUUGCGAGGCCCAUAACCGCAAAGGCGUGGCCACCUCAGGAUCUGGUACCAUCACUGUUCUCCCUUCCCAGCCCCUGAAUCUGAGAGUGCUAGAGACCACUCCGUCCAGUCUCCGUAUAUCAUGGCAGCCUGGUUUUGGAGGCGACUACCCAAUAAUGCAAUGCUCUGUUCAGGCAAAACAUUCAGGAGAGUCCUUCACAGAAGGCCCAAAUAAGCUGAUCCACAACCAGAAUAGGAACAUCCCACCAGCCUCGCACCUCAUUGGGGACCUGGAGCCCCACAGCCUCUAUGCUGUCAGGGUGGCCUGUCACAGCAGCCAGGGCCCUUCUGACUGGUCUCCCUGGGUGGAGCUACGCACCAAAGAAGGAGUGCCAGAAAACCCACCUGUGAACGUGAGCGCGGUGCUUAACGGGACUGAGGUGCUGGUGACAUGGGAGGGACCUCCAGGGAAGCUGAAUGGAGAACUACAAGGCUACGUGGUGGAGUACAGCACACCUGCCGCACAGCAGUAUGUUGUGGACACUGGAUUGGACACCGAGCUCUCAAUCAAUCUCUCUGUCCCCUUGUCCAAUGUGUCUUUUCGAGUGUGUGCCUAUACAGGGGCGGGGCUAGGACCCUGGACCCCCACUCAGACCCUGACACUUAUUGCUCCUGGGCCGUCAUCGCCCCCGGCCUUUUCCUGGCACUGGUGGUAUGUGGUGAUGGCCAUUGCCGGCACCGUGUCCAUAGCUGUGCUCAUGGCUGUUUAUGUGGCCAAGCGGCGGCGUAAGGAGACACGCUUUGGAGAGGCGUUUGAACCCAUGAUGGAGAGCGGAGAGCUGGUGGUCAGGUAUCGCGCUCGCCGCACCUACAGCCGCAGGACUACCGAAGCAACAUUGAACAGCCUGGGCAUCAGCGACGAGCUGAAGCAGAAGCUCCAAGAUGUGAUGGUGGACAGACAUAAACUAACCCUGGGAAAGACCCUGGGAGAAGGGGAGUUUGGCUCUGUCAUGGAAGGGCUGCUGACUCAGGAGGAGUCUGCUCUCAAAGUUGCUGUCAAGACCAUGAAGAUUGCCAUCUGUACCCGCUCAGAGAUGGAGGAUUUUCUCCGUGAGGCUGCCUGCAUGAAGGAGUUUGACCACCGCAAUGUCAUGAGGCUUCUAGGUGUGUGUCUGCAGACUGUGGAGAGUGAAGGUUACCCCUCCCCGGUGGUCAUUCUGCCCUAUAUGAAACACGGAGACCUGCACAGCUAUCUGCUAUACUCAAGGCUGGGAGACUCCCCUGUGUACCUCCCAUCUCAAAUGCUGGUAAAGUUUAUGACUGAUAUUGCCCGAGGGAUGGAAUACCUCAGCAACAAGAACUUCAUCCACAGAGACCUUGCCGCUCGCAACUGCAUGCUGAAUGAGAACAUGAACGUAUGUGUGGCCGACUUUGGCCUCUCUAAGAAGAUCUACAACGGAGACUACUACAGGCAGGGGAGAAUCUCAAAGAUGCCCGUCAAAUGGAUCGCCAUCGAGAGCUUGGCUGAUCGCGUCUACACCACCAAAAGUGACGUGUGGUCAUUUGGAGUCACCAUGUGGGAGAUCGCCACGCGGGGCCAGACUCCGUACCCUGGGGUUGAAAACAGUGAGAUUUAUGAUUACUUGAGACAGGGAAACCGUCUCAAACAGCCUCCAGACUGUCUGGACAGCAUCUACGCCCUGAUGUUCUCCUGCUGGCUGCUGAGCCCCAAGGAUCGCCCAUCAUUUGAGUCCCUGCGCUGCGAGCUGGAAAAAGCCCUUGAGGAUCUGCCGGACACCCAGGACCCAGACGAGAUCUUGUACGUCAACAUGGACGAGUCUUCCAUGGAGCUAGGGGCCGUGGGUGGCCGUGACCCCAUGGGGGGGCCGUCCCCCCUCUGCCUGAAGGCUUUGGACUCUGUCACCACAGUGGAGGUCCACCACCCCAACCGCUACGUCCUCUGUCCCCAACACGAGACCAACCGAGCCCUCUCGGACUCCCUGGAGAGCCUGGACAUGCCGGUGUCGUCUUCCACAGCUACGCUGCCUCUACAACCAUCCUGCCACUCCACUCCCAACCCUACACCAGCUCCCACCCCAACUGUUGAGCUGCUGGAGGACAGGGAAGGGUCCAGAAAAAUGCCCUGGCAGUGAUGGCGUCCCUUUUCUUUUUUUUAAAGUGAAGGAGACUUUUGACUGCCAAAGUGUGCCAUCCUUUAUCCCCAGUCCUAGAAUGAGAUCCAGCCUCUUGCUACUGACUGCAUCAUAUCUACAUACAUAUUUUGCACAAAUUCAGACACACACACACACACACAGCCAAAGGCAUUCCAAGGAAGUGAAGGAUUGGGAUUCUUUUCCUUUGUCAACCCUUUUCUCUUCUGAAUUGAGCGUUUCCAAGCGAGUGUAAAAGUCAUUGUGUGAUUAGCUUAGCAGGA